Molecule: messenger RNA, 1184 nt
Organism: Lucilia cuprina (Australian sheep blowfly)
Lineage: Eukaryota; Metazoa; Arthropoda; Insecta; Diptera; Calliphoridae
Product: hydroxymethylglutaryl-CoA lyase, mitochondrial
Exons: 2
Coding region: 99-1082 (327 amino acids)
Biological process (GO): ketone body biosynthetic process; L-leucine catabolic process
Molecular function (GO): hydroxymethylglutaryl-CoA lyase activity
Source: RefSeq, a predicted model, not a curated record
UCACUGGCACUCACUAGUAGUUUGAUCAUCGAAUGUUUUAGCAAGUAGACGGAUUGUGCAAUAGUUAUAAAGAAUAGUUGUAUUUUUAAGAAAACAAAAUGUUCAGAGUAAACAAGUUUCAAAAAUUGAUUUCUGUUGGAAUCCAACGUUCUUUGGCCACCCAAGCUAAAAUAUUGCCAACACAGGUGCGUAUAGUGGAGGUUGGACCAAGAGAUGGCUUGCAAAAUGAGCCGAAACUAUUGCCAGCUCAAGUAAAAAUAUCUUUAAUUGAUCAAUUGUCAGAGACCGGCUUAAAAACUAUUGAAGUCACAAGUUUUGUCAGCCCUAAAUGGGUCCCUCAGAUGGGUGACAAUGCUGAAGUAUUGCAAGGUAUUCGCAAAGUACCAGGCAUUUCAUAUCCAGUGCUAACACCAAAUUUAAAAGGAUUUGAAAGUGCUUUGAAAUCCGGAGCUGAAGAAGUUGCUGUAUUUGGAGCUGCAUCCGAUGCAUUUUCUCUAAAGAAUGUUAACUGUACCGCAGCUGAGAGUAUUGAGCGCUUUAGACCUGUCUUGGAAGCAGCCAAAAAGAAUAAUGUUAAAGUACGUGGUUACGUUUCUACAAUUGUUGGUUGUCCUUAUCAGGGCGCUAUAAAACCUAAAGAUGUGGUAAAGGUUGUUGAAGCCUUGUAUGAUAUGGGAUGCUAUGAAAUUUCAUUAGGUGACACCAUUGGUGUUGGUACACCUGGUACUAUGCGCAAAAUGUUGGACGAGGUUGUACGCGCUGUUCCGGCUGAUAAGUUAGCUGUACAUUGCCACGACACUUAUGGUCAAGCAUUGUCGAACAUACUUACGUCGCUUGAAUAUGGCAUCUCUGUUGUAGAUGCUUCCGUUUCAGGUUUGGGAGGUUGUCCUUAUGCUCGUGGUGCUUCUGGUAACGCAGCAACUGAAGAUGUAGUAUAUAUGUUGCAUGGCAUGGGUAUAGAAACUGGAAUCGAUUUGGAUAAAUUGAUCACUGUCGGCCGUUAUAUUUGUGAACAAUUGGGAAGACAAUCCGAAUCUAAAGUCAAUCGCGCCUGGAAAGGUCCCCAAGCAAAGAAAUGUUAAUGUUAUAAAGAGUACAUGCAUAAAUUUAAGAAUAUUGUGAUUAUGAAAACGAUGGCAUUUAAUUAAAUAUUUUUUAGCGCAAAUAAAAUAAUUAAACAAUUA